CUAAUGUUAAUUUCAAUAUUAAAGCCAACAUUGACUUUAAUAUUAAAACUAAUAUUAAAGCUAAUAUUGAAGCCAAUAUUAAAUCUAAUGUUGAAGCUAAUAUUAACUCCAAUAUUGAAAUUAACAUUAGUCUCAAUAUUAAAAAAAUAAUAAAAGAAGUAUUAAAAAAGCAAUAA
Messenger RNA from Racocetra persica, 176 nucleotides. Lineage: Eukaryota; Fungi; Glomeromycota; Glomeromycetes; Diversisporales; Gigasporaceae. The record is from the annotation of a GenBank genome assembly.